Paecilomyces variotii is the source of this 930-nucleotide messenger RNA. RefSeq names its product mitochondrial carrier protein. The record is from RefSeq and is a predicted model, not a curated record. The transcript is spliced from 7 exons. NCBI's taxonomy places the organism in Eukaryota, Fungi, Ascomycota, Eurotiomycetes, Eurotiales, Thermoascaceae. Gene Ontology annotation, cellular component: mitochondrion. Gene Ontology annotation, molecular function: guanine nucleotide transmembrane transporter activity. The coding region runs from base 1 to 930 and encodes 309 amino acids.
AUGUCGCCAGCUAUUGUCCAGGCCGGUGCCGGCUCAGCCGCAAAGGAUGUCAAGAGAGAGUCAGCAACCGCUCGAUUGCUGGGUUCCGGUUCCGCCGGUAUCGCAGAGCUGCUGGUCUUCCAUCCUGUCGAUACUACCGCCAAGCGAUUGAUGAGCCACCAGGGCAGGAUCACCUCCCUCAGCGGCCUGAACCAGGUUGUCUUCAGGGAUUAUGCCUCUGCGCCUAUCGCCCGCAAGUUCACUUCUCUCUUCCCCGGUCUCGGAUACGCUGCGGGUUACAAGGUUUUGCAAAGAAUCUACAAGUACGGUGGUCAGCCUUUCGUCAGAGACUACCUGGCCAAGCACCACGGCUCCGACUUCGAUAACGCCUUCGGAAAGGGAACUGGCAAGGCUAUCAUGCACGCUACUGCUGGAAGUUUGAUCGGUAUCGGAGAGAUCGUCCUGCUUCCCCUGGAUGUCCUGAAGAUCAAGAGACAGACAAACCCCGAAGCUUUCCGUGGCCGUGGACUCUUCAAGAUCAUUUCCGAUGAGGGUAUGGGACUGUACCGUGGUGCCGGCUGGACUGCUGCCCGUAACGCGCCUGGAUCUUUCGCUCUUUUCGGUGGUUCCGCUUUUGCCAAGGAAUACAUCUACGGCCUCCAGGACUACAACUCGGCCUCGUGGACGCAGAACUUCGUCGCCUCCAUCGCUGGUGCUAGUGCCUCCCUUAUCGUCUCCGCGCCGCUCGAUGUCAUCAAGACCCGUAUCCAGACCCGCAACUUCGAGAACCCCGAGUCUGGUUUCCGGAUCGUCGCCUCUAUGGCCAAGAACGAGGGCUUCACCAGCUUCUUCAAGGGCCUGACGCCCAAGCUGCUGAUGACUGGACCUAAGCUGGUGUUCAGCUUCUGGCUGGCUCAGACUCUGAUCCCGGCCUUUGGCCACGUUGUAUAG